Paralichthys olivaceus (Japanese flounder) is the source of this 3799-nucleotide messenger RNA. RefSeq names its product adaptor protein, phosphotyrosine interaction, PH domain and leucine zipper containing 1 (gene appl1). Gene Ontology annotation, molecular function: protein binding. The record is from RefSeq and is a predicted model, not a curated record. Gene Ontology annotation, biological process: signaling. Lineage: Eukaryota; Metazoa; Chordata; Actinopteri; Pleuronectiformes; Paralichthyidae. Gene Ontology annotation, cellular component: cytoplasm; endosome membrane.
CAAAAGUUGAAGGCUACAGAACGUUUCCUCUGUGUUUGUUGAUAAAUAAACGCCUGCAGAAUCACAGCCGCCGCCAUUAUGGCUCUGAUUUCUACACAAAUGCAGCGGAAACGCGACACUGAUCAGAUCCAACAUGGCGCCUUUCUCUCCCUUUAAACAACCAACCAAUCAGCUCCGUGGGUGUCACUUUCUAACCAAUCAGAAUCUGCCCGAGGGGCGGGACUCGCGCAGCUGGGUGGAUCUGUUUUGGGGUGUUGGAGGUUUUGUGGAGCUGCGGGAGCUGUCGCGGUCAUUUCUUGCGUCUUUUCUCCGUCGAUCGGCACCGAUUUCCCGCGCACCAGCCGCAGCCAUGCCCGGGAUAGAGAAGCUGCCGAUAGAGGAGACUCUGGAGGACAGUCCGCAGACCCGCUCUCUGCUGGGAGUGUUUGAGGAGGACACUGCGGCCAUCUCCAACUACUGUACACAGCUUUAUCAGGCAAUGCAGAGGAUUUAUGAUGCACAGAACGAGCUCAGUGCAGCAACACACCUGACCUCCAGACUGCUGAAAGAGUAUGACAAACAGCGUUUUCCUCUAGGUGGCGAUGAUGAGGUGAUGAGCUCCACCCUGCAGCAGUUUGCAAAAGUCAUUGAUGAGUUGAGUUCCUGUCAUGCCGUCUUGUCCACCCAACUCGCAGACGCCAUGAUGUUUCCCAUCACUCAGUUCAAAGAAAGAGACCUGAAGGAGAUCCUCACUCUGAAAGAAGUCUUCCAGAUAUCCAGUGAUGAUCAUGACACAGCCAUUAAUCGAUACAGCCGCCUGUCCAAGAAGAGGGACAAUGACAAGAUGCGGGCCGAGGUCGUGGAGGACGUCUACACUUCCCGCAAGAAACAGCAUCAGACCAUGAUGCACUACUUCUGUUCACUGAACACAUUACAGUACAAGAAGAAAACGGCCCUGUUGGAGCCGCUGCUGGGCUACAUGCAGGCCCAGAUCAGUUUCUUCAAGCUGGGGUCAGAAAAUCUUACCCAGCAGUGGGAAGACUUCCUGGGAACCAUCGGAACCAGCGUCCAGAAUGUCCGUCGGGAGAUGGAGGAGGAGGUGGGGCAGAUGCAGCAGACCAUCCAGCAGAUAGAGACAUCAUGUGACACACUGUAUGCGCCAUGUGACCCUGACCCUGCCCACUCACCUGUCUGUCGCAACCUGACCAGGAAACAGGGCUACCUGUAUAUCCGCAAUAAAACAGGUCUGGUGUCUUCAUCCUGGGAGCGACAGUACUUCUUCACGCAGGGUGGUAACCUGAUGCAGCAGGGCCGUGGAGAGGUGGCGGGCGGGCUGGUCACAGACCUGGAUAACUGCUCCGUCAUGGCAGUCGACAGCGACGACCGCCGCUUCUGCUUCCAGGUCACAUCCUUCGAUGGCAAGAAAGUGGUGACGCUGCAGUCGGAGAGCAGGAAGGACUGUGAGGAGUGGAUCUCCACCAUAAACAACAUCUCUAAGAGGAUCUACCUGAGUGAGAAUGCAGAGGAGCUGGCAGCCAGAGUGAACCAAUCAGCUAUUGAGGCUGUGACGCCAUCACCGUCCUUCCAGCAGAGACACGAGAGCAUGAGACCCAGCAGUAAAGGACGUGUGGGCCGAGCGAGCAGUAUUAGCUCUGUGGGGUCCGAGCCAUCGCCCGCUCUUUCUGUACUCUCACUGGAUGCGCUGGUUGCCCCGGAAACACCCAUCCAGUUUGACAUAAUUUCCCCCGUCAGUGAAGAAAUCUCAGGGCAGAGCAAGACGGCGGCACAGUCUGGCAGAAGGAGUAAUCCGUUCGGAGAGUCUGGAGACAGCACAUCAGAAGACAGUGAAGAAUCGAUCCUCCACCAGCUCUUCAUCGUUCGCUUCCUGGGCUCCAUGGAGGUGAGGGCGGCCGAGUCAGCAGACGUCAUCUCUGAGACCAUGAGACAGAUCCUGGCCGCCAGAGCCAUUCACAACAUCUUCAGGAUGACUGAGUCCCACCUGCUGGUCACCUGUGACUGCCUCAAGCUUAUUGAUCCUCAGACACAAGUGACUCGACUCAGGUUCCCUCUGUCCAGUGUGGUUCAGUGUUCGUCCCAUCAGGACAACAAGAGGCUGUUUGGUUUCGUCUUGCAGCCAGCGAGCGGUCGGGGCGACAGCCGAGCCGUCUGCUACAUUUUCGAGUCCAACAACGACGGAGAGAAGAUCUGUGACAGUAUCGGCCUGGCCAAGCAGAUCGCCUUCCACUCGGAGAUGGACCGAAAGGCGGUGGAGAAGAGGAAGGAGCAUGACAAGGCCAAAGAGAAACAGCAGGAGGAACUCAGCAAACAGAGACAGAUAGAGAAGGAUCUGGAGGAGCAGAGUCGUUUGAUCGCCGCCUCGAGUCGUCCUGUCAACCCGCCUGCCUCCGAUGGACAGUUUCUAGUGCUUAGCAACAGCCAGUCAGAGGACAGUGACGCUGGGGACGAGGGGAAGAAGAGGGGCGAGUCGGACGCCUGAUGACACGCUCAGGAUGCAUGUUUUACUCCCCAGGCAGGUCCCAGCUGGUACUGUCGAAGCAGCAGCUCAGGAAUCAGAGGAGGGGAACGCCACCCGCCCACCGGGGCUGCCUGGGACUGAAAAACAUGCGCUCCCUCUAAAGGACUCCCAGUCUUGUGAUGGAGCCCGUCACUCUGAAAAUGGAGGAUAAACUGAACACACCCUUACUAUAGGAGGAGGAGGAGGAGGAGUGGGGGAGUGGACGAGGAAACGCCUCGUCACGGACUUGUGUUUUAUUCUGUGUGUAAAAACGCUGCUUUUUAUAUCGGCUCCACUCUCCAGAGAAGGAAAUAAUAUAGAUUAACCUGCAAGUUUCUGUUUUAUAUGAUUAUUUUAUAAAGAAAAGAGCUACGAAUAAUGACAGAGGAUAUAAAGCAGAGCAACGUGAGGAAGAAUUAACCAGGAUCUGACGCCAAAUAAUUUCACAUUUAAACAGGUCGCGGAGCUCUUCUCCUUCUUCUCUACACCUCUUCCAGGUUUCUUUAUAUAAUGAUAUUUAUAUAAACCCCAAACAUUUACUGUGGACCAUCUAACUCAAGCAAGUCUUCAUUGUUUACUGAGAUAAACUAAAAGUACAUCUAGGUCAAAAUUAAUUUGAAAAGAUAAUUUAUUUUCAUCUAAAUUUCUGUUUCCUCACUAUGCCUGUUUCUGUCGACGGUUUAAUAAAUAGAUUUUCUCUAUUUAAAAAUACAUAAAGUUCAGGCCGAGCUGAUAAAACUGUUUUAUUUUAUUAAUUCACUAAAUGUAAGUGCGUGUCCUUCAUCCAAUCUCGACUGCCAAGUAAUCGGCCGUGCGUUUCUCCUGACGUCACGAUAUUUAUCUGUGCUUUCACACGUGUGUAUCUGGGUCAUUGUUUCGGGGCCUGUUACGCUUUCCAUUGGUUUUUCUUCAUUAAUCCGCGUUUAUCCAGAGCGGCUGGCAGCGACGUGAGUGAACUGUAGGAGACCGACUGAAUAAGCUUCAGUUCGUAGAUCGUAGACUUUGCAUGAACAACGGACGAACCUCCUCAGUCAGCCGUGGGGAUGUUAACAUGCUGAAGACGUUUCUAAAUCAGCCUAAAACAAAAGUUACUAAUAAUGAUUUUAUUUCUUGGUUGUUUGUUGUCUUGUGGGAGGACGUUACCUCGAUGUAAGCGGGCGGAGGACUCGUGUUGGUGGAGCUGCACUUUAACAACAGACACAACACGACAGGAUGGACGGUGUUGAACUGUAAAUAUGUGCUUGAUGUUCUAGUGUCAUGAUUAAUAAAAGGAUUUACAGUGAUAAAUAAAAGACUAACUCCACC